This is a messenger RNA of Mesorhabditis spiculigera, 612 nucleotides long. NCBI's taxonomy places the organism in Eukaryota, Metazoa, Nematoda, Chromadorea, Rhabditida, Rhabditidae. The record is from the annotation of a GenBank genome assembly.
AUGAUCGACCUCGUGCACAGAAAUGACGUCCAGCUCCCCUACCAUCGUGCCAACCUCGACUGGGAGCUGCCACCGCCGAAGAAGUCGCCCUUCCCCAGCCCCGAGCUGCACAACGCCCACAAACUAGCGCCAUUCGCUCGUACGUUUCCGCGGCUGAUCCGCCGCGCCAUCGCCAGCUCCGCCCAUUGCCACCUGUCGCGCCUUUACUUUGUGCUGCUGUACGCGCAACGCGCCGUGAUGGUCGUCUACGACCGCAACACGCAGAUGUUGGCCCUGUUCGACUCGCACACCCAUCGCACUUACGACGGUCGCAGACAAAGACAAGUUGGCGGCGCGGUCGGCACUGCGCACAUCGACCAACUGGCCAGCUUCACGACGUGGAUCGGCCUGAUGAUCUUCCCGGAAAGCAGAAAGGGAUCGCAGUUGUACGAGAUCUCGUGCGUGCAGGUGCUGGGCCCACGGAGUCGUCAAGAUGCGCCGACAGUGGUGUACAAUGAUAUUGUGCGCAAACCGAUCUGGAGCCACAAUCGUGCGUCACAUCGCAUCUACCCAGGGGACCCGAUCUACGACCCGGAAGAGAGCGACAGCGGUUAUGAGAGCGCACCCGACGGC